AAUGAAGUUUACCAAACAGCCAUCAAAAUAUUUAUGUCUUGUGUUUAUCAAAAUUUUUAUGUAACGUGUGUUUACGGUUUUAAAUUUAGGAGGACGGAGCGUUGAAACCGAAUUUUCGUAAAGAGCCAUUUAUUUAUCUUAAGAAGUUGCGGAAAAGGUAGUAAGAAUUUAGAAUUUCGUUCGUAAGUAUUUUAGGGCACCGCACCGGCACCGCAGAGGAUUUUGGGUUCUUGCGUGAUGUAAAAUCGUUUGGAUUUGAUAUUUAAAUUAAUUCCUCCUAAAAUAUUAUUAAACAUUCCCUUUGUUUAGGUAUUGUUCAACAAUAUUCAAUUCUGAAGUUUUCUUUUCGAUCUAAUUUUUUUUGUGAUAGAAAUUUUAGAAAGAACUUUUGUGGUGGUGGCACGGACCUGGGGUAGAAUGGCAUUGACAUCGAUUCGAGUGACAUAACGUCGCUCGAAUGUACAAUUCACCUGUAAACAUGUUGACUAUAAAUCCCGACUUUAAAAUACAUUUUGGUGCAUUCUACAGUAUUCUCAAGUGCUUGGACACGUAUGGAAUCUGACAUUAUUAACAAGAAGCAGGUUGAAGAGAGCGCGCCGCGCAUCUUUGACGGAGGCAAGGAAAAGCAUCAUCACCGAUGGCGUGGCCGCUGCGGCUGUCUCCGGACCAGUGACAAGCUCCGGAAGAUCCUUAGCACAUUUCCACCACCUCCUCCACCGCCUACACCUGUUAAGUGUGAUCCAUGCAUAUUAACAUUUUGUCCACAAGUUCAGUCCCAACAGAUGUAUACGGCCGCUACAGUGAAAAAGAGCAACGAUCCCUUUUGCGUCGAUAAAGAGGUAACAAGCCGGUAUUGGCAUGUGUUGUUCGAGUUGGUGCAGCUGAUACAACUUUCGGUGACGGCCACCGCGCUUGCACUCUACUACCUUAUAUAUUGCUAUAUGCAGGUGGUCUACUUCACCCUGAAGAGCGCUCUAUAUUUCCACCAGGCUGACGGACCUAUGAAAAUCACAAUAGCUGUUGUGACAGUUACGUCAGUGGUGGUAGCGUUCAACCUUAUCAUGCGAUUGGAUAAAUUAACCAGAUAAUUUAAAUAUUAAGGCUUAAUUUCAUAUUAAUGAUACAUUUUUGUACGUGAACGAAAUAUAAGGAAAUCGCUUAAAAGCUCAGUCAAGUACUAAAUUAAUAAAGCGGAUUUUCUUAUAACAAAGGUACGUGUAUUUUUGUGAUUGAAACCAUUAAGUGUGUCGCCACUAAAUUAAGCUAUGCAAGUGUACACAAUAAAACCAUUUUGGAAUAUCAUUCUGUUUCUUUUGAAUGGCCAAAGAAGCGUGUCAAAGAGCAUCGUUUUUUUCAUUAGCACGUUGUCUAAUUGCUCGAACCAGUCAUUAGUCUGGUGGAGGCAGAUUGAGCGGAACGAACGGACCACCUGGACAUUGUUUCCCCAAAUGGUUUUGGAAAACGAUUAAGCCCCCCCUCGAGCUUUUGUGCGAGUUCAACUUGGCGGGAACGAAUUUCGCGGAUGAGGAGGCAAGGCUGACUACCAGCCACUCUGGUACCGACGUCCGCGCAACGCGCGCGCGAACCUCUGUGAGCUCUCCGCGCAAUACGCGGCACGCAUUCCCGCGAACUUGUGUUCCAAACUCAAAACUUUAAAAAACUUUAUUUUUUAAAUUCAGUUUUUGUGCAACGUGUGCAUGAAGGUUAGAAAGGUGGAUACAUUUAUAUAGUGCAUUAACUCUAUGCAAGAUGGCUCUUAGUGCGAGAUUUAUCGUCACGUGCAGUUUCUUACUUUUAACCAAACUAGCAGCAUCAGUAGAGAAGCGACCAGUGUUGCUGACGUCAGCGGAAUCAUCGGAGACGUCCACGGAGGUGACGGUGGUGUCAGUAGCCAGUUCGUCCUCAUCGGAAAUACACGAGGGUUCAGGGGAUGAUCCACCCGAUCCUUCGAUAUCCAGUGGUCAUAUCAAGAACGAGACAAGGGAAGCGUUAAAAACCGAUGGAACCGAACAAGAUCCGGUGGUGUUUCUAUCGGAGAAGAACAGCUACAUUCCUGUGAGCAUCAAGCCCAGAUCGCCAGCCGUGGAUACCACGUGGCGCGAGCCACCGGCUUGGGAGAGGGAAUACCGGCGUCACAGGACCAAUGGCAGCAGAGUGCAGUACAUUGAAGCCGAAUGCCAGGACGACUUCAUGAAAAUCAGAGUUGGCUUCAACGGGUCAUUCGCUGGACUUGUCUAUUCUGCGGGAUAUUCGUACGACCCUGACUGUAUGUACAUCAACGGCACGGGGCGCGACUACUACGAGUUCUACAUCCAGCUGAACCGCUGCGGCACCCUCGGCAGGAACAGCCAGCACGACGACACCAGGAAACAUCCCACUAAGAACCUGAUGUGGAACACGAUCACAGUGCAGUACAACCCACUGAUUGAGGAGGAGCUGGACGAGCACUUCAAGGUCACCUGCGAGUACGGAUACGACUUCUGGAAGACCGUCACAUUCCCUUUCUUGGACGUUGAAGUGGCGACGGGCAACCCGGUGGUGUUCACACUGCAGCCUCCGGAGUGCUACAUGGAGAUCCGCGCGGGGUACGGCGCCACCGGCGCGCGCGUCUCCGGUCCCGUGCGGGUGGGCGACCCCCUCACGCUGCUUAUCUACAUGAGGAGCUCUUACGACGGGUUUGAUAUUGUGGUAAACGACUGCUUCGCCCACAACGGCGCUACGAAGCGGAUACAGCUCAUCGAUGAAUAUGGAUGUCCAGUGGACGACAAGCUGAUCUCCCGGUUCCGAGGCUCGUGGUCUGAGUCAGGCGUGUUCGAAACGCAAGUAUACGCGUACAUGAAGACGUUCCGCUUCACCGGCUCGCCCGCGCUCUACAUCGAGUGCGACGUGCGCAUGUGCCACGGGAGAUGUCCGUCGCAGCCGUGUCAUUGGCGUAACAUGAAGAGUGUGCGACGUCGUUCAGUCGACGAUGCUGAGCGAGCGAGCGUGGCGCCGCGACUUUCCGAGAACAUCUCGUUGUUCCAGUCACUCCGCGUACUGCAGGAGGGAGAGGAAGACUCGGAACUUACCGCAAACAAAGGUUCACUAGAGGGUCAGACGUGCAUGCGUACGUCCGCAGUGUCCGCUCUCAUAGCAGCGUGCGGCGUGCUGGCGGCGGGGCUGUGCGCCGCGCUACUGGUAGCUGCGCGAGCCCUCACCCGCGCCUCGAGAGCUACCGGCCAUCACGCGUACGUGCCUCAUAAGGGGCGCAUCAAGUAAACGACCACUACACGCAACGCUACUAUACAACCCGCGCCAUCCUAAACGAGAUACCUUGUGACGUCACCCUGGGACUUGUUCCGAGAUCGAUCGUCAAUCAUUAUCGACAGCCUAUCCUAGUCCACUGCUGGACAAAGGCCUCUCCAAUUGCACGUCACUGAGAUUGAUCUUGGGCUACUCGCAUCCAGCAGCAGCAUCCAGCCAGCCAUCUAUCGAGAUCGAUAGGCCAAUGAUAUUAUAUGUAAAAAUAGACACUAGAAGGUCAGCCUUACGUCUGCGCGUGCGAUGUCCUGGCGGCGGGGCUGUGCGCAGCGUAUUGGUAGCUGCGCGCGCUCUCACCCGCGCCUGGAGAGUUACCGGCCAUCACGCGUACGUGCCUCAUAAGGGACACAUCAAAUAAACGAUCAUUACAGGCAACUCUACGAUACAACCCGCGCCAUCCAAAACGAUAUACCUUGUGAUGUCACCCUGGGACUUAUUCCGAGAUCGAUAGGUCAAUUAUAUUAUAUGUAAAUGCGCGCACUAGAAGGUCGGACUUGCGUCCGCUUUUAUAGCAGCGUGCGGCGUGCUGGCGGCGUGGCUGUGCGUCGCGCUACUGGCAGCUGUGCUCUCCCGCGCCUCGAGAGCUACCGAGCAUCACGCUUAUGUGCCUAAUAAGGGGCGCAUCAAGUAAGCAAUCACUACAGGCAACGCUACGAUACAAUCCGCGCGAUCCAAAACAAGAUACCUUGUGACUAGAGGAUUCGAUCCCGGUCGAUUUUUCAAAUCCCGGGAUAGUCCCGGGAUUGUAUUGGUAAUAGAAAGUGGUAACAAAAAGACAGUAAAACAUAUCAAAAUCAACUUUUAAUUUUAAAUCUUUAGUUAAAUCUGCAAAAAACCAAAACAAAAUUAUACUUUCUUCUGACAAAAUAAACAAACUAGGCACUUCAUAGUUUCGUUUGAAAACUAUUUCAUAAAUUAUUUGCAGAAGUGCCUAGUUUGUUUAUUUUAUUUUACAACUUAAAAAAAUCUACUUCUUAAGACUUGUUUAGAUAUACUAUAAAAAAGACUAUAGAUAGUCUUUCAUUAUUUUGGCCCGUUGAGGAAGAUGCCUUAGCAGAAUCUAUUUUUGAAGAUAGAUGAGUAUGUGGGCCUUUGGUUGAUCCUCCUAAGGUUUUUAAAAUAGCUAAGCAACGAGUACAUUGUGCCGCACUACCCGCUUUAUCGACUAAAAAAUGAUUCCACACUGACGAAACAUCUUCAUCUUUUUUAUGUUUGACAUAAAAACUUUCUUCGGAUAAUGUUUAUUUCUUAAAUCUAAACAAUUUUUUUUAUUGUUAUAUGUUUGUUCUACAUUGUUCCAAAGUAUUAUUUGACUGCUUGACAAAAAAACUGUUUUUAUGGUAGCCCCCCAUGUUUGAUAAUUCAAUAUUUUUUUAGUUGUUCUAGUUGUCCCUAACAGUGUUCCAAAGUAUUAUUUGAAAAAACUCAAAUUUGAAGCUGUCGGGUAAUAAAACCUUUUAUUUAUAAAAUAAAAUCGUACUAGAGACAAUAAAUAAAUCAACAAUAAUUUUAAACAAUGACGAUUGUAUCAGCACAACCGUGUCGUGUACAAUUUCCAAACAUGGGGGUAACAUAGAAAAACUUUUUUUUUGUCUGGCAGGUUCAAAUUUUAGUUUUUUCAAAUAAUUCUUUGGAACAAUGUAGAACAAACAAAGAACAAUCCAGAACAACCUGACAGACUAACUUCACAGACGUGCCGCGCGCAUUUUGUGGUAGGUAAUUCAAUACUGUCGCUGACUGCUUUUAAAUCACCUACUGUUAAUUUUAUCAAAAUGGUACAUUUUUGUUGAGGAUUUUUUACAAACAGAUGCUGUUGACAAUUGUUUCCAUAAUAUUUCCGAUUUCAUCCUACAACAGAUAUUCUUGAAUAAGUUGUAUAUGAACCUAAAAAAACAUAUUUUAGAAGCUACAGUUAAAAAAAGCAUACACAUAUUAAAAAACGAGCACCAGAAUUUUGUAGUACCUAUAUACCAGAUAAAAAAACAACCAUUACACAAUAUAUUUAUUAUUUAAUCUAAAUAAAUAUAACACGCGUUAAUAAAGACAUCGUCGCGUGACAUACUGUUCUCUUUCACAUUAUUCCUGAGAGAAUGUGCGUGAGGGUCUGACUUUUGCGUCGUCACUUUCAAAUAAAAUUCAAUAUUGACGCGAUUUAUACUUUAUGAAAUAAGAGUUUAUUACAUAUGGCCAAUUAAAUAAGAUCAUAUAACAUACGAACAAUUGCAAUUCUCAUCAUUGGGUAGCAUUAUAACUUGUCUCAGUAAAGAUGCGAAUUGAAAGUCUCUCUUGCAAAUAAGAAUUUGAGGCAAGGAUAGAAUGUUGUGCGUCGCCAUUAUGGAUUCGUUUCUUUAUUGGCGCUAGUUUAGUUAUAAAAGAAAAAACAUUUUCUAUUGUAAUAUCCAGCAAACACGUUAGAUUUUAAGUUUAAAUAAACAUACUCAUUAUUGAUAAGUAAUAAAGAAGGAGACAGACUGAGAGGACUCAUAUUUUAUUAAAAUAUAUCUCCUCCUCUUUGUCAAGAUUACUACAUUAAAGUUACGUCUCAAGAUUGUGAUAAAAAGAUAAGUUAGUUAAGUAUUGUAAGUAGCUUUAUAAGAUUAAUUUAUUGACUCUUAGGUAUAGGUUAUUUUUCUCUUGAUGUAAUCACUCAAAUAAUACUCAGUUGAAGUGUAGCGAAAUGAUGUCGCUUUAUUUAUUAUAAUAGGUUGGAGAAAGUCUUUUCGCAUUAAAGUAUGUAUGAACUUGUAAUAAAAUCUCUUUAACUAUACCAUUUGUAUCUGGCUGGUUUUGAUAUGUUAUAAUGAAUUCUCUGUAUAGUCCUGACCUUUUACCUUCAGAUUUCCACCUGUUUCGGCCUCUUCAGAAUUAUUUAGGCAGUGUCGGGUUAACAUCACGAAAGGGCUACCAAUACUACUUGUCGCGGUUUUUGACCAAAAGCCCCAAAAUUUCUAUAUUAAUGGGAAUCAUGUCCCUACCUACAAUAUGGCAAAAACUUAUCGAACAAAAUGGCACCUACAUACUUUAGGUAAAAUAAACUUUAUAAAAAAAAGUGAAUUUUCAUAUAAUAUGCGAAGAAAAUUUUCAUCAUCAUCAUCAUCAUCGGCCUAUUAAUGUCCCCACUGCUGGGGCACAGGCCUUCCCUAUGGAUGGAAUAGGGAGAUUGGGCCAUGAUCCACCACGCGGGCCCAGUGCGGAUUGGUGGGUGCUAACGACUGCAGAUGCAGCCGGGACCAACGGCUUAACGUGCCUUCCGAAGCACGGAGGAGCUCGAUAUAGUAAAUUUUUGGUCACCCAUCCAAUGACCGACCAAGAAAAAUCUACCCCAACCUAAUAGGUAACGCAUACAUUUAAAAAAGGAAAAAAAUAUUUAAAUUAUCCCCAAAAAAUAGUUAACGAUCAUCCUAAACAACAAUCGGUAACCUAAAGGUUAGGAUAUGCUAUGAAUUGUAUAUUUUUGAUGAUCAUUUAUUAUUUUUUGAUAUUGAAGUAUGUCUUUAAAAAUACUUAUUUAUAAUUUAUAGUAAGAAAUGGCAAUAUUCAUAGUUCAAUCAUAAUAAAGGCGAGAAUUGUUGGCACUGAACAUUGAUAGAAUGUAGAAGAAGAAUUUAUGAAGUUUCUUCUCAUUAUUGAUAUGAAAUGCGAGCAGUUAGUACCUCAACUUUCCAAAACAUUUACUUCAAAGCACUUUGCUGUAGAUAAAGUAAUAAUCGCUUGAGUUUUACUAGUUGAUAAUUUUACUUGGUGUUUCUACAAAAGAGCUCAUUUGAUUAAAGUGAUAUCACAAAUUAUGGAAACAAUAAAAAAUAUCAAAUGUUUUAUUUAAAGUUAAAUAUAUUUCUUGAAAUUAUACAAUUAGCGGUGCUGACCAAAUGGUGCUGUAAGAUAUAUUAACGUUAAAAGUUCAAAAGUGUAAAUAAUAGAUAAAGGUAAUAUUUUUCUCACUAUUAGAUUUUAGUAAUAUAAUAAUUAAGUAGAUUUUUCACUGUAUUGUACAUUGUUUUGAAGUGUGAAAAUAAAUGGUUUGAAAUAUAUUUGUAUCUUGAUUCAUUAGCAUGACACCUUAUCACUUUAAUAUUUUCUAAAUGGAAAUUAUUUCCCCUGUUCCAUUUAUCCCUACAGACAUAUCUCCACUACUAGUGGAUACUUAGUUUUUUUUCAUUAAUCGCUUGCAGUUGGGUUAUAUGGAACUUUAUAUUCCAUAUAUCCCUACUGAUCCGCAUUGCAAGGGAUAAUUGGAUAUAUUUUUUCCAUUUAUCGCUACCAGUAGAGAUAAGUUUUCAAGUAUUUUUUAUAUGAUUAACUAGUUGUUCCUGAAUUACUUGUGAAAGUGCCAGGAGACCAUAAAAAUAUUCAGAACCAGUAAUUAAAAAUUACUUUCUUUCUUUCCAUUUUUAUAGCCAGAACCUCUUAGCCUUGUAUGGUAUCCUGGUACUAUUACGGAAUAAUGAUUUUUAUAUGGGAAACUAAAAUGAGGUUAUAAAACAAACCAUAGGCGUAUUAUAAUUCAAUGAAAAUACAGGGCGUCCCACGGCUACCUCACACGGAGGGAAAGUAUAUUAAAUAUUGAAGAUAGGACAUUUUACUGAAAGAAGACAUCAUUUUAUUUUUAAUAAUAACUAGAUCUGCAUUCAGAGAUUUAUUUAAAAUCGCCUACUACAACUGAGAAUCAAAC
This is a messenger RNA of Chilo suppressalis (striped riceborer), 7972 nucleotides long. Lineage: Eukaryota; Metazoa; Arthropoda; Insecta; Lepidoptera; Crambidae. The record is from the annotation of a GenBank genome assembly.